AUGCAUAAAAGGGCCCUUGUUUUUUCCGGGCAGGGUGCACAUCGCAAAGGCAUGUGCAUGAAUCUUAUCAACACCAGGAGAAUGUCUUUGCUAUGGGAAGAUAUGAAGGAUUGCAUGAUGCAAAACUAUGGCAUUUCACUUCAGAGUGUUAUUCAUGAAAACCCCACAAAAUUGUUUCUGCGCAAAGACGCCUUGGACAUUGAUAAAGUCCUGAGCUACUCUUGCAAAACCGUACAAAAUGUUAGUGAAUCCGAACCAAAAUCGUUCUUGAUAGAAAAUCCGAACGGUGUCAUGUUACUUACCUACUUAACCCAGCCUUGUGUGUUGGCUGCGCAGAUGCUAAUUCUUGAAAAACUAAGGGAAACGUCGAAUUUUGACAUGAGCACCUACUCAAUGAUAGCGGGCCAUAGUUUGGGCGAAAUUACGGCGCUCUGCGCGCUUGGAGUGUUCACCACACAAACCGCAUUGAACUUAGUCUUCAAACGGGGACUUCUGAUGGAAAAGGUCUUCGAGAACUAUGACCGGUCGCGCCACCUGAUGUACGCGUGCAACCCUAUUCGCGCCAAGUUACACGAAGAUCCUGAGACGGCUGACGAUACGUUUUUUGCCAUGGUCGAGCUCAUUUCGACGGCUUUAUCGACCACCACAUCUUUUGUUGAGGUUGUGAACUAUAAUAUUCUGCGGCAGCAGUACGUUGUGGCGGGGGAUACGGUGGCUCUCGCCGUGUUGGGAAAGUGCUUGGAUCCACAAUUUCGAGCGAAUUGCCCACACAACACCACGAUUGAUGGGAUCGUAAGGGACGCACUUCGUUCUGCCCGUCUUGAUGCAAGGGAUGGGAUUAACUACAAUCCGCAUACCGAGAAGCCCUCCGUGGACUUCGCGACCUCGGCACGCAGGAAGUAUGGAAAUCGAUCGAUUUUCCGACGCUUUUUGGAGGGCCCUGACGACGGCUACACUCCUCCGCUAGAAAAGCUCACAAGCCUAACCUUGGAGGAGGAGGGGCGCAGUGGGUUAAAAAAAAAAUCAUGGUUCAUUCCACUAAGUGUUGAAAUCCCUUUUCAUACCAGCAAGCUUCGGCAAUGUGCGGACCGCUUUUUCGAGGUAGUCCGUGAAGCAUUGCCCGAAGAGGACGAGCUUCGGAAAUUACUUUCAGUUUCGCCUUCGGAAAAGGCCUUGGCGCGACCAUUAUGGGUAACAAAUUUAACGGGCAGUGCAUUUAAACCGUUUGACGAAAAGUUUCGUGAAGAGGUCCGAGACGCUAUUCAGUCUUUGAAUAUCGGCGAAAAACAACACAAAGGACGGUACACGAGCAGUCUUCUGCUGGACGCGUUUGAGGAAGGUGCCAAUACCAAUAGCACCGUCACCAUGUGCGCCGCGAUCCUGGCCAGCCAAAUACCUCAUUCCGUCAUGUGGACUGACACUAUGGAAGAGAUGAUUCUCCGCGGGGACUGCCGCUCAAUCGACGAGAUAGCACCUGUUCGCUGCAUAGUGGAUCUCUUUAAACGCUCCACCUUCAAGGAUGACGCAGGAAAUUUAAUCGAACUUGAGACACGGUCAUUCAACACGGACACUACCCAUGCGUGA
Molecule: messenger RNA, 1584 nt
Organism: Phytomonas sp. EM1
Lineage: Eukaryota; Euglenozoa; Kinetoplastea; Trypanosomatida; Trypanosomatidae
Source: the annotation of a GenBank genome assembly